Amphimedon queenslandica is the source of this 1758-nucleotide messenger RNA. RefSeq names its product ataxin-10-like. NCBI's taxonomy places the organism in Eukaryota, Metazoa, Porifera, Demospongiae, Haplosclerida, Niphatidae. The transcript has 12 exons. Gene Ontology annotation, biological process: neuron projection development. The coding region runs from base 36 to 1598 and encodes 520 amino acids. Gene Ontology annotation, cellular component: cytosol. The record is from RefSeq and is a predicted model, not a curated record.
GGUGUGGCUGGCCUACCCAUAUUAAGUUGUGACAAAUGGAGGCUUUGAUGUCCAAUCUUACUUUACAAUUUAGAGAGUCGCCUCUUUCGAUCAGUCAGCAGACUCUCAAUGAUCUUUUAAAUCUCUCACUUGAUCUAAAAAUUAGAGAAUCAUUUACAUAUGAACAGAUUGACAUCCUGAAGUGCAUAGCUUGUUACUGCAUUGAUGUGAUCUGUACUGGCACUGGUGCUCCUAGUAAUGAACAACUAGCAGUUCUUGUUUUAGUAUUUAAAUUACUACGUAAUCUUUGUGCUCAAGUUAAAAGAAAUCAGAAUCAAAUUGGUCAGACCCAGUUUUUAGAUGAACUGAAGAGGUUUAUUUUAUGGAACAAUGACAAUUUUGAACUAUAUCAGUAUGGGCCUGUAGUAGCAUGCCUUACUCAACUCAUUGGUAACAUUUGUGUAACCAAUGACAGCAGUCAGGGAGAAGUCUGGUAUGCCUUAUAUCCCAUUGCCUUCAAGUCUUUGCUUUCAAUGAAUAGUUCAAGCAUUUUCGAGGCCACCUGCAUGGUAAUAUUUAAUUGCAUUAGAGGAAAUGCUCAGGAAAGAAUGAAGUCACUGUUUGUUGACACUGAUGGUACCAUUAUUAGCUUAAUUUUAAAUUCUUUGAAGACUUUGAAGGAGUCAGGGACAGAAUGGGCGGUUUUAGUGCUUGAGGAAUUACUAUCAAUCGCACCACUCUCUACACUUUGCCACAGCACACUCUCAUCUUACCCCAGGGAAAGGGUGUCACUGUUAGAGUUUUUAUUGGCCUAUUGUGAUGAAUUAGGAGUACCUGACUCAUCAAGAGAGGAUGAAGAGUCAUUAGUGGCAGAUGAUGAAGCUUUCCUUCUUCGUUCAAAAGCACAAUCAUUCUUCCAAUCAGUUUUACAUUCUCACUCAAACCUGCAUUACUUAAUGGACCAGUACCAAUUACUAGUGACACAAUUAUUAUUUGACCAUAAAGAGCUCUUGGCAUCAUUGCAAUGUAUUGAAUCUACUUAUCGGUCAUUGGAAGAUAGUGCAGUUAUUACUUUGAAGCACUUGGUAUCUGUUCUUGGCCUACUCUGUCAGUCUUCUUCUUGUCACAGUCUCCUACAAGUAAUUCAGGAAAAGGAGAGCUUAAUCCUUCAUUCUUCAAUUGAUUUUCUUUCCUCUUUGUCAAAACUUGAUGGUAGCCUUGAGUCUGCUAGAAAUGUCAGUCACUCCUCCUUCUCCUCUUCUAGUGAUUUGACUGCUCAUCCCUUGUACGGGAUUAAAAGAGAUCUGGUUCGUUUGAUUGGGAAUUUGUGCUAUCAAUGCAAGAAGAACCAAGAUCAGGUUCAUGAUUCUAUUCCACUUCUUCUCAACCAGUGCAACAUUGAACACAUGAAUCCAUAUAUACAACAGUGGUCUCUUUGGGCCAUUCGUAAUAUAUGUGAAGGGAAUCCAGCUAAUCAAGAAAUAAUAAGAAAUAUAGAGAAGAGAGGAAAUCAAGGAGAAGGAAGCAUCAAUGUUGCUAGUCAGUUGGAAGACUCGUUAGGCUGUGAGGUAGAGAUAGACAAAAAUGGAAAACUAAGACUGAAGAAGAAAAAGAGCUAGUAUGUAACUCUUGGUAUAUUUUUCAUUUUGAAUACCACACCCUUUCUUCAUUCCCCCUCCCUCUCUCCCUCCCUUUUAAUAAUAACCCACAUACAGCUCUAGUUCAUCUUUGUAUGAUGAUGUUAUGUUUGUUUAUUAAAUGAAGAAUGUUUAAAUAAAA